AUGUGGUUUGCUGACAUGCUCUAUGCCAUGGAAUCCCUUGUGCCCUACAUUGGCAACAUCGACCGAGUGCAGGAAGACUGCGAUGUGUUGACUCUGACCCUCGCGAAGUAUGAGAAGGUGAACCUCAAGGAGUUCCGGUCUGUGAUGUUUGCAAGCCUUAGAUCACUCCUCCCCACCACCUGGAGCUCAGAGCAUGAAAAUGCCUGGGCAUGGUUCUGGGGCAUUGUGGAGAAGAAGGUCGAGGAGAACAAGCAGCUCCCUGUGCACAACCACCAGUGCCUCAGGAGUUUCCUUGCUCGCAUGGAUGAGGAGACCCUCGCUGACUUCAAGCUCAAGGUCUUUGAUACCUUCUUCGCAACGACUGAGGAGUCGCAGCUUUACCUGCGGGCGGCCAACAAGCGCCUGAUGUACAUCAUGGGACGGAUUCUGACGAUCAUGUCCGACAUCUACACGAAGACCCAUCAAGCGGUGAUUGCCUUGUCUGCCCUGGGGCUCCUCCACGCAGGACACGGCGUCCCCGAGGAUUUGGUACGGCCCUUCGUUCAAGCCUUCAUGGGAGGAAUCAAGGAGAACUGUCCAGACGAGUCUUUGCAUGAUGGGCUUUGGUGGACGCUGGAUCUCAUCGGCAGGAUCUUCAUCCGAACUUUGGCGGAGGGCUCAACGCCUGUGAUCAUCGCUAUUAACAGGAACACUUCCAAGGCCAUGAAGACGGCUGUCGCGAACUACCCGCGUGGGGAGCGCGAGGUAAUUUUGCUCAAGGUCCAAGUGGGAACCGAGUCCAUGUCUCCCCUCAUAUGGGCUGUUGAGAAGGGUGCCUUGGAUAGUGCCAAGGAAAUCCUCAACGACUUGCUCACCAUGCGUGCAGACCGUGCGCGGUACUACUAUGGCAUGGAAACGCUCUUCACCCGCCACUCGGACAUCAUCAGCCUGCUGUGCACCAAAGCGCCAUCCUUGCUUCCCACGUUGUUCGAUGGCCUCAUCUGGCGUUCCAAGAACGUCAAGAAUGGUCUGCGUCGCGCGAACUACUACAUCGCUUCUCUGCUGAGAGAUGAAAAUGGCCAGCUCACGGAUUCCCUCCUGGACCUGAUCAAGCAAGGAGAUCCCGAGAUCAUUUGCCAUCCUACCGUGGUCUUCCAAGCUGACCUUCUUUGGACUCGGCUUUGUUGCCUGCCCUGGGCCCUGACGAAGUGUUGGUUCUGCCUCACUCUCGUCCUUUUCGUCAUGGCGGAACAGCAAGCUAUUGUUUCAAGUGAUUCAUUGAGCACUGAUCGAUUCACAGUGAUUGCUUGCCGGGCAUUGCUAUACGUUUGCAGCCUGGGGCAGCUUUUCGCCAAGCACGCAUUCCAGACAUACAGAGCCGUUCGCCAGAAGGAGAUGAUGAGGUAUUGCUGCAUGCCGGUGCCCAAGUAUGUGCUGCGGACGCGGCAGGAGCUAAUCGAAGUUCUGCUCCUGCUCCUCCUGCUGUGCCUGCUGUGCAUUGAGCCAGCACUCCACUGUCUUGCCGUCAGCAGCGAGUUCCUCAUCGACUGCUGCGCGCACGGAGAAUGGCAAUGCAACCUCAUGCACACCUACAACCGACUCGCUGCCUUCCCCAUGAUGCUCUACUUUAUACUUGCAUCCGAGUUGGUGCACCUGAACGUUCACCUCUCCGUCUUCAGCGUGAUUUGUUCGAGCCUCAUGUGGGAGUUCAUCUUGUAUGUGGCAGUCCUCAUUUUCUUCACAGCCGCUUUCGCUUCCGCAGUUGCUUGCUUGCCGCAGUCCAUGGGCUCGGAUUCUGUUCAGAUGAGGGACUUCUUCAGCUGGCCUCUUGCCUUUGAGUCCUUGCUGUCCAUGGCUUUCAACACCUAUGGCAGUGACAACUACGAGCAGAUUGCGCAGGAAGAUGAGCCGAUGUUGAAGUGGUUCGUCAUGGGCUUCGCCGCUUGCUGGCACGUGUACCUGAUGAAUUUGAUGGUGGCCCAGCUGUGCCAGCGCUACAACGAGAUCUUCCACGAUGCACGCGGCAAUGCCCGGCUCACACGCGGCAUCAACAUCUAUGAGACGUCAAUGCCACUGAUUUCCAAGAAGCGGUGGACUGGCUUUGUCGAGUCCUUGCAUUUGGAGGAGGCUUGUGAGCUAGACGAGGGCGACAACGGACCGCGUGGUGCGGUGCCCACCACGGAGGAUCCCUACGACUACUUGCAAUACCCCAAAGUAACGCUGGACCGUGUUCAGCGAUAUGGAGGACUUGCAAAUCCCGAGCUACCAUGGCCGUCCCUGGAGGAAGCCAUCGACGACAGUGCGGUCGGCAAGUUGACGCGAAUGACGCAAGCCAAGUUUGAGGAAAUGGACCGGCUGAUGGUGGACAUGGCCAUCAAGCUCCAGGUGCGCCCUCCAGGCACCGCCGGUGGUACCAACACCUUCGCAGCAAGCCAUGCCUCCCAACAGUCCCAGCAACGCGAUGAAAGCAAGCAGGUUGAUCAUGACCAUGAUCCUGACGCAUUGAAGGAGUCGACGGAGGACGUUGCAGACGAAUUAGGUUUGAAUGAGAGGACGGCCAAUGAGCUCCUGGAGGAGCGCACGGAGGAUGGAGACAUGCGCCAGCUCAGAAAUCAGCCAUCGGGAUUUGUGAACAUUACGAAGGCCGCCGCGGCUUCGCAACAGUUGCUUCUUGCUUGGCAUGCGACCAUUUCAAUGCCACUGUUUCAAGACUUGGCGAACACCGCCUUCCCUGAUGUUUCUGAGCGUCUAGCUCAGGUCUUUGCAGACACAGAGCUUCAAGAGCAGGUCGCGCAGAAGGAGCAAUCCCUGAAAGAAGCUGAGGAGUCAAAAACACUUCUGACCACACAGUUAGCAGAAGCGGCGGAAGCCAACGAGUCCUCCACAUCAGCCAAGCUGGCUGCUGAGAAGGAAGUGGAGGAGUUGAAAGAAGCUGGGAAGCUACUGCAGGACCAGCUCCUGGAAGCUCAAGAGACCUCGAAGCGCCUCGAGGCAGAGCUGACGACCUCGAAAGAGUCCCUGGACGCUUUAGAGACGAAGCUGAAGGACUCCCAGGACAUCAAGGCCCAAGAGGAGGCGGCCGCCACGAAGGAGGAGCUGGUGUCCACGAAGGAGGCGCUGGCUGCCUCGGAGGCGAAGUUGGAGGACAACUCGGGGUUCCUGGGCCAGGAAGAGGAUUACAUGGCCACUAGCCGCCAUGUGGCUGCUGGCGUGAUGGAGCGGUAUGGGAACUCCCAACUCCAGAGCGACAAGUACAAAAUCGCAGCGACAUCGAGUUUGCGUGCCUUGCCAUUUCCACCCAGAUGUUCUUUGAAGUCCCCACUUGAAUCUGAGUAG
This is a messenger RNA of Symbiodinium sp. CCMP2592, 3315 nucleotides long. The record is from the annotation of a GenBank genome assembly. Lineage: Eukaryota; Dinophyceae; Suessiales; Symbiodiniaceae.